Messenger RNA from Chenopodium quinoa (quinoa), 2534 nucleotides. RefSeq names its product eukaryotic peptide chain release factor subunit 1-3-like. The transcript is spliced from 5 exons. NCBI's taxonomy places the organism in Eukaryota, Viridiplantae, Streptophyta, Magnoliopsida, Caryophyllales, Amaranthaceae. Gene Ontology annotation, biological process: cytoplasmic translational termination. Bases 326 to 1651 code for a protein of 441 amino acids. Gene Ontology annotation, cellular component: cytosol; translation release factor complex. Gene Ontology annotation, molecular function: sequence-specific mRNA binding; translation release factor activity, codon specific. The record is from RefSeq and is a predicted model, not a curated record.
AUACAUUUUACAUACAUGUCCUUGCCACAGUAAACACCUCUUACGUCUUUCUACUCAGAAAUUUCUCGACCUCCUUUUUUUUUUUGACGGGAAUUUCUCGACCUCCUUAUUCCUUAUAAAUUCAAACUCACUCUUUCCCAACAAAUAUUAUUUCUCUCUUCUCAAAAAAAAAAAAAACAAAUAUUAUUUCUCUACCACCGCAUUUUUUGAGAGAAAAAAGAGGCCAAACUAACAUUUUUCAUUGCUUAGGGUUUUCUUGAUCGAUCAUUUGAUCGAUCUUCCACGCAACUUAUCUUUCGGAUACUUUUGUUAGAGUUUUGACAAAAUGACAAUGACAUUUGGUGAUGGUCAAGAAACCGACAAGAACAUUGCAAUCUGGAAGAUCAAGAAGUUGAUCAAAGCGUUGGAAGCUGCGAGAGGAAAUGGCACCAGCAUGAUAUCAUUGAUCAUUCCUCCACGUGAUCAAAUAUCCCGAGUUACCAAAAUGCUUGGUGAUGAAUUUGGAACUGCAUCCAAUAUUAAAAGUAGGGUUAAUCGUCAGUCUGUACUUGGUGCCAUCACAUCUGCUCAGCAAAGAUUGAAGCUUUACAACAGGGUGCCCGCCAAUGGACUUGUUCUUUACACAGGUACAAUUAUAACUGAAGAUGGCAAAGAAAAGAAAGUUACUAUUGACUUUGAACCUUUCAAGCCCAUCAAUGCAUCUCUUUACCUUUGUGACAACAAGUUCCAUACCGAAGCUCUCAAUGAACUGCUUGAAUCUGAUGACAAAUUUGGGUUUAUUGUGAUGGAUGGGAAUGGAACCCUUUUUGGGACUCUUAGUGGCAACACUAGAGAGGUGCUUCACAAAUUUAGCGUUGACUUGCCAAAGAAACACGGCCGAGGUGGUCAGUCAGCGCUGCGGUUUGCACGUCUUCGAAUGGAGAAGCGCCAUAAUUAUGUGAGGAAGACAGCAGAGCUUGCUACACAGUUUUACAUCAAUCCACAAACCAGCCAACCUAAUGUUUCUGGGCUUAUUCUUGCUGGUUCUGCUGAUUUCAAGACUGAGCUCAGUCAAUCAGACAUGUUUGAUCCUCGGCUUCAAGCAAAGAUACUAAAUGUUGUGGAUGUUUCUUAUGGAGGGGAAAGUGGUUUCAAUCAAGCAAUUGAGCUGUCUGCUGAAAUUCUUGCCAAUGUGAAGUUUAUCCAAGAGAAGAAGUUGAUUGGGAAGUACUUUGAGGAAAUUAGUCAGGAUACAGGGAAGUAUGUUUUUGGAGUGGAUGACACGCUGAAAGCUUUGGAGAUGGGUGCAGUGGAGACACUGAUUGUUUGGGAGAAUUUAGAUAUAAUGAGGUUUGAGCUGAAAAAUAUUGUUACAGGUGAGUUAAUCGUCAAACACUUGAACAAGGAGCAGGAGGCUGAUCAGAACAACUUCCGCGAUUCAGAAACUGGGGCUGAUCUGGAAAUUCAGGAGCAAAUGCCAUUGUUGGAGUGGUUUGCUAAUGAGUAUAAGAAUUUUGGUUGUUCUCUUGAAUUUGUUACCAACAAAUCACAAGAAGGGUCACAAUUCUGCCGUGGUUUUGGUGGGAUAGGUGGGAUCCUACGCUACCAGUUGGACAUGAGGUCCUUUGAUGAGUUCUCUGAUGAUGGAGGAGUCUAUCAGGAUUCUGACUAGCAAUUAACUUCCUUUUCUUCAUUACCUGUGCCGGGGGUGGGAAAAAUCCCCUGCACUGGUGAACGAGCUGUCGGGGUCAGUUUGGCAGCUGCUGCUCAGUCAAAAUGUGACCAGUUGUCAACAAUAUUAAAUGAGGCGGAUCUUGUUACACUCACUGGUCUUGCUAUGCAAGGUGGAGAUGCAAGUGGUGCUUAUCAGCAUGGACAACUUCCUACCUUUGAUGGAGACUUUGCUGCCUCACUAGUGCACAUGUGCCACUCUUGCACCAUUGAGCAAGCUGCUGGGGUUAGUUUGGCAGCUGCUGCUUGGUCAGAAUAUGACACGAUGUCAACAAUAUUAAAUUAGGAUGGAUCUUGUUGAGCUUUCUGGUCAAGUGACGGGAGGUGGAGAUGCAAAUAUCGCCAAGCAGCAGCAUUCGACACUUGUUUACUGAGGAGGCAGAACUUUAUGUGUUCUGUUUGCUGUAAAAUUUCCGUGAGGUGGGCAAAUCAACUGUUGGGCUACAUGCUUGGGCUUGAUUUUUCCUAUCGAUAAGAGGCGGAACACUUCGUCUCUGGUUAGACUGUUUCAGGGUUUGAUGAAUAGCCUAGACCAUUCCCGUUUUUAGCAUGUUAUGAUGUUUGCUACGUAAGUUUUUUUUUUUUUUUUUUUUUUUUUAUUUUGGUACCUUUUGAGCCAGCAGCUAUGAUUCUUAUGUGAGGAUGGCAACAGACAUGAGGCUGGGAGCGUGGUUUCUAUGCUUGCUGGAUAUGUUAGUUUGAAUAAAAUCUAAUGAACUUCAUUUGUGCAUUGUGCUGUGUUUAUUUGUAUGAUUUUAAUUUGCUGGGCGAAGUGCAAUUAAAUUUCUACUUUUCAAACUGAUGGAAGUAGACUAUUGUGCUGA